CUCUUCGUACAUGAGUACAGUAUAACAUCCUUAUCACGUCCUUGAUACUGAUCUACGCGCACACGCCCGCCUCAAUGAGUACCUGGACGAGACGCAAAGUAAUAGCGACUUCCGAAAUGUUGGAGUACGUCUGAUCCAAUAUAACGUCUCUACUGCCAGAUUCUACAUUCAAAUUAGCUUAAUGGCUUCCGCAUACAGAACUCGGCAAUGCUUGGCAUAGACGGACACACAACGCAUGCGCAAAUAUGCGCGGAUAUGGAUCUCACGUAGUGUAUGUAUCUUCUUAUGCCCCCUUCAUGCUAGUAACCGUGCUGCAAGCAGUCUGGAAUUUGCAUCACUGAUGGAUAUACUUACUUUGUGAUGUUAUAUUCUUGUCAUUUAAAACAAUACGAAAAAUGUAUGAAAAGGAACAACAGAUUAUUGCAUAGAGAUUGUUGCAUACGUAAAUUAAAUUGUUCUUGUUAAUUAUAAAUUGUAUUAACCUGUAACUUCCUAAAUUUGGUUAUGAAUGUUGGAAAAUGCGAAAAUAAAUAUUUCAUAAUAUUUUUUAUGAAAAAUAUUUAAUGAAAAGUACAUCUUAUAAUAGAACGAAGUAUUUUUAUACAAGAUAUUAAAUAUAGACGGAAGAUUAUAGUUAGGCAAAUGACGCAACGAAUGAUUGUGAAUCUUCUGCCGAAAACUCAGCCUUUUUUGAAACCGACUCUGCCACUGUACAUGAACAGUUAUUCGCCCUUUGUUAAGGCCAUUUUGCAGAAUAGAAUGAUGUGCAAGCAUGUAGAAAUAGUGGAUCAUACCUGUAAGAUAUCAAGUUACAAUGAUUACCUCACAAAUUACAAGCCAAUUCACCGGAUCUUGAGGAAUACUCUUCAAGAAUUACUGGGUAUAACAAAAAUAGAUGUCACAAAAGUUAUCGAGGAACAUCCACAGCUGAAGAAGAGAUCUAGGGCAAAUAUUCUGAACAAUUAUUAUAAUCUAAUAAAGGCUGAUAUACAAAAAAACACUAUCAUAAACAACAUCUGGUUACUGACACACGAAAACGAUAAAUUGACAGAUAAGCUUAACUGUAUCAAAGUUCUAAAUAUAGAUAACAACCAGCUUGUACCAUGGCUAUGCUUAACUCAAGAUGAACUAGCAAACUAUGUACUUUAUACUCAAGAGGAUAUGGAGUCUUAUACAUAUAACAGACUAGAAUAUCUUUCUCAUAAAUUUGAGUGUAGCAUACAACGAUUAUGUGAAAUAACAGUACCAAAUUCAUUCUUAUUAAAAAUACCAAUUUCGUCUAUAGAUAAAAAAGCAAACAUAUUGUAUGAAUAUAAUAUAAAAAAUAAAGAUAUAUUAAAAGAUAUAUGGGUUCUUCGCUACAGUGAAAAUCAUAUACGUCAUAGAUGUGAAUUAUAUAAAGAUACAGGAAGGUUAAAGAUGAAAACAUGGGCUAUACGAUGUUCGCUUCAUGUUAUAUCAAGGGCCAUUCAAAAAAAUAAGGUGGAACGUAGCUUACUGCAACAUUAUGGAAAUAUUAGCGACUAUUUGCAAAAUAAGUUGAAAGUCGACGAUGAAAUGCUCAAUUCAGUGAUCCAGAAAGUACCAAAUAUUUUACGGGUGAAUAUAGCGAAAUUGAAUCAGUUAAUCAAUAUACUACAUCAGAAUGGCAUUACUAGCGACGAAAUAUUACGACAUGAACGAAUCUUUUAUUUCAAUAUAAAUACUAUACAGAAUCGAAUUGCGAUUUUAAAGAAGGCAAAUCUUGCUCCAAAACUUACUAUACUAACACAAGCUGAGCGAAUCUUUGAUCAGUAUAUAGAAGCGAAUAAUGAACGGCAGAAAUUGUUGCAAGAACAUGGAAGCGUUAAGAAUUACUUAAUCAACACAUUAAAUGUGGAGAAAAAGCUUCUUGAAGAAACAAUUACAAAAUAUCCAUCUAUUUUACGAGUGAAAUUUAAAAAAUUGAUUGAAUUGCUCGAUUUAUUGCAACAAAAUGAUAUAACAGGUAACGAUAUAGUAAGUCAUCCAAAAAUUUUUUAUUUUAAUAUUGAAACGUUACGUAAGCGAAUUGAAAUACUGAAAGAAAACGGUAUAUCACCAAGAAUCAAUUUAUUAAUAUGUGAGCAAAAAAUUAUAGAUCGGUAUGUAAAACUCAGAUCACAUAAUUCGAAAAAUAUUAAUACAGAUUAAUAUUUAUUAAAUUUAUUUCUUUAAUUUAACUAU
Messenger RNA from Acromyrmex echinatior (Panamanian leafcutter ant), 2205 nucleotides. RefSeq names its product mitochondrial transcription termination factor. Gene Ontology annotation, molecular function: double-stranded DNA binding. The record is from RefSeq and is a predicted model, not a curated record. Gene Ontology annotation, cellular component: mitochondrial matrix. Gene Ontology annotation, biological process: regulation of DNA-templated transcription; termination of mitochondrial transcription. NCBI's taxonomy places the organism in Eukaryota, Metazoa, Arthropoda, Insecta, Hymenoptera, Formicidae.